CCGCCAUUUUCGAUGUUAUUCUCUUAGCCCAUACAGUGUUCCACCAAUUUUUAAUGCAUCGAUUUCUAUUAUUUUACUAAGUUUGGGUUAUUAAAUCCCCGGCUGCUCCAGUAUAGUGGAGACGGGAGCUUAUUUCCAAAGUUUUCCGAGGAAACCCCUUGUUUAGACCGCCAUGUACAUCAAACAGGUCAUCAUCCAGGGGUUCCGAAGUUACAGGGACCAAACUGUGGUGGACCCGUUUAGUCCAAAGCACAACGUCAUCGUUGGAAGAAAUGGGUCAGGAAAAAGUAACUUUUUCUACGCCAUCCAGUUUGUGCUCAGCGAUGAGUUCAGUCACCUGCGCCCUGAACAGCGCCUGGCUCUGCUCCAUGAGGGAACUGGUCCUCGUGUCAUUUCGGCUUUUGUGGAGAUUAUAUUUGACAACUCUGACAACAGGCUUCCGAUCGACAAGGAGGAAGUCUCCCUACGCCGCGUCAUUGGCGCAAAGAAGGACCAGUACUUCUUAGACAAGAAGAUGGUUACUAAGAAUGACGUCAUGAACCUUCUGGAGAGCGCUGGCUUCUCCCGCAGCAACCCGUACUACAUCGUCAAACAGGGAAAGAUCAACCAAAUGGCCACAGCGCCGGACUCGCAGCGCCUGAAGCUGCUGAGAGAGGUGGCCGGCACUCGGGUGUAUGAUGAGCGCAAAGAGGAGAGCAUUUCGCUCAUGAAGGAGACUGAGGGGAAGCGAGAGAAGAUCAAUGAGCUGUUGAAGUACAUUGAGGAGCGUCUCCACACCCUGGAGGAUGAGAAAGAGGAGCUGGCUCAGUAUCAGAAGUGGGACAAGAUGAGAAGAGCCCUGGAGUACACCAUCUACAACCAGGAGCUGAAUGAAACCCGCGCCAAACUGGAUGAGCUUUCCAGCAAGAGAGAGACCUGUGGAGACAAAUCCAGACAGCUGCGUGACGCUCAGCAAGAUGCCCGCGACAAAGUCGAGGAGACGGAGCGCGUUGUGCGAGAACUGAAGUCCAAGAUCUCCGCCAUGAAGGAGGAAAGGGAGCAGCUGUCGGCCGAGCGCCAGGAGCAGAUCAAGCAGCGGACCAAGCUUGAACUGAAGACCAAGGACCUGCAGGACGAGCUGGCAGGCAACAGCGAACAGAGGAAACGCCUGCUGAAGGAGCGGCAGAAGCUGCUGGAGAAAAUCGAGGAGAAACAAAAAGAGCUGCAGGAGACCGAACCAAAAUUUAACAUGGUGAAGGAGAAAGAGGAGCGGGGCAUAUCCAGACUGGCCCAGGCCACGCAGGAGAGGACCGACCUGUACGCCAAGCAGGGCCGCGGCAGCCAGUUCACCUCUAAAGAGGAGCGGGACAAGUGGAUUAAGAAGGAGUUGAAGUCUCUGGACCAGGCCAUCAACGACAAAAAGAGGCAGAUUGCAGCCAUCCACAAAGACCUGGAGGACACGGAGACCAGCAAGGAGAAGAACCUUGAGCAGUACAAUAAACUCGAUCAAGAUCUAAAUGAAGUGAAGACCCGCGUUGAGGAGCUGGACAAAAAGUAUUAUGAAGUGAAGAACAGGAAAGACGAGCUGCAGAGCGAAAGAAACUACCUGUGGCGGGAGGAGAACGCAGAGCAGCAGGCCCUGGCAGCCAAACGGGAGGACCUGGAGAAGAAACAGCAGCUCCUCCGAGCGGCCACCGGCAAGGCUAUUCUGAACGGAAUCGACAGCAUUAACAAAGUCCUGGAGCAUUUCCGUCGGAAGGGCAUCAACCAGCAUGUCAUCAACGGUUACCACGGCAUCGUCAUGAACAACUUUGAGUGUGAGCCUGCGUUCUACACCUGUGUGGAGGUGACCGCUGGCACCCGACUGUUCUAUCACAUUGUGGAGACUGACGAGGUCAGCACCAAAAUACUGAUGGAGUUCAACAAAAUGAACCUGCCUGGAGAAGUCACAUUCCUGCCACUGACCAAGCUUGACGUCAGGGACACCGCCUACCCAGAGACCAACGACGCCAUCCCCAUGAUCAGCAAGCUGCGGUACAGCAACACCUUCGACAAGGCCUUCAAGCACGUGUUUGGGAAGACUCUUAUAUGUCGCAGCAUGGAGGUUUCCACCCAGCUGGCCAGAGCUUUCACUAUGGACUGUAUAACUCUGGAGGGUGACCAGGUCAGCCACCGGGGAGCUCUGACAGGAGGCUACUACGACACCAGAAAGUCUCGCCUGGAGCUGCAGAAAGACAUGAGGAAGGCCGAGGAGGAGCUGGGGGAGCUGGAGGCCAAGCUCAACGAGAACCUGCGCCGGAACAUUGAACGCAUCAACAAUGAGAUCGACCAACUGAUGAACCAGAUGCAGCAGAUCGAGACACAGCAGAGGAAGUUUAAGGCAUCCAGAGACAGUAUUCUGUCUGAGAUGAAGAUGCUGAAGGAGAAGAGGCAGCAGUCAGAGAAAACCUUCAUGCCCAAGCAACGCAGUCUCCAGAGUCUGGAGGCCAGCCUGCACGCCAUGGAGUCCACUAGGGAGUCGCUGAAGGCCGAGCUCGGUACAGAUCUGCUCUCGCAGCUCAGCCUGGAGGACCAGAGGCGCGUCGACGACCUCAACGACGAGAUCCGUCAACUGCAGCAGGACAACAGACAGCUGCUGAAUGAGAGGAUUAAGCUGGAGGGCAUAAUGACCAGAGUGGAAACGUAUCUCAACGAGAAUUUGCGUAAGCGCCUCGACCAAGUGGAGCAGGAGCUGAAUGAGCUGCGAGAGACUGAGGGAGGCACAGUGCUCACAGCCACAACAUCGGAGCUGGACGGCAUCAACAAACGCGUCAAGGAUACUCUGGCGCGCUCAGACGAUCUGGACACUAUGGUUGACAAGACGGAGGUGGAGAUCAAGGACCACAUAAAGAGCAUGGAGCGCUGGAAGAACAUUGAGAAGGAGCAGAAUGACGCCAUCAACCAUGACACCAAGGAGCUGGAGAAGAUGACCAACAGGCAGGGCAUGCUGCUCAAGAAGAAGGAGGAGUGCAUGAAGAAGAUCAGGGAGCUCGGCUCGCUGCCUCAGGAGGCCUUUGAGAAGUACCAGACCCUCACACUCAAACAGUUGUUCCGUAAACUGGAGCAGUGCAACACGGAGCUGAAGAAGUACAGCCACGUCAACAAGAAAGCUCUGGACCAGUUCGUCAACUUCUCCGAGCAGAAAGAGAAGCUCAUCAAGCGCCAGGACGAGUUGGACCGCGGCCACAAGUCCAUCAUGGAGCUCAUGAACGUCCUGGAGCUGCGCAAGUACGAGGCCAUCCAGCUCACCUUCAAACAGGUGUCAAAGAACUUCAGUGAGGUUUUCCUGAAGCUGGUCCCGGGGGGCAAAGCCACUCUGGUGAUGAAGAAGGGCGACGCCGAAGGCAGCCAGUCCCAGGAUGAGGGAGAGGGAGGCGGAGACAGCGAGAGGGGCUCCGGUUCCCAGAGCAGCGUUCCCUCCGUGGACCAGUUCACUGGAGUUGGCAUACGGGUGUCGUUCACGGGGAAGCAGGGCGAGAUGAGGGAGAUGCAGCAGCUCUCCGGAGGCCAGAAGUCUCUGGUGGCUCUGGCCCUGAUCUUCGCCAUCCAGAAGUGUGACCCGGCUCCUUUCUACUUGUUUGAUGAGAUCGAUCAGGCCCUCGAUGCCCAGCACAGGAAGGCCGUCUCAGACAUGAUCGUGGAGCUCGCAGGCCACGCCCAGUUCAUCACCACCACCUUCAGGCCGGAGCUGCUGGAGUCCGCGGACAAGUUCUACGGUGUCAAAUUCAGAAACAAGGUGAGUCACAUUGAUGUGAUCACAGCGGAGCAGGCUAAAGACUUUGUGGAGGAUGACACCACCCAUGGUUAAUGGUUCUCAGCGCUUCCUCCUCCUCUACGGUGCACUGCGAAGCUUCAAACCUUCCACAACAGGCCCCGGAGACGGAAAUAUCUCACUCGGCCCCCCAGCCUUUUCCUUUUGUUCAUUUAGACUUUUGUAUUAGACGACAACUCCUGAGCUUCUAACGCCAUCGCCGAAAGUUGGAGUUAAAUUGGAAAUAGUGUUUGAAAUAACUCAUAUUUGAGGUUUACCAUUGGCAUCAUUCCAAGUCGAUAAAGCUAUUUGAGAAAUAUCCUUUUUGACAUUUGUUUUGGCACAUUUUCCCACAUUGCCAUGUCCCCCGCGCUGGAUCUGACAACUAACACAAGUGGGAUUGCUUUUACACUGAUAAAAGAUCCUCAUUUCCUCUAGAGAGGUCUGGAAGAGAGUGAAACAUUUUGUGCUGUUUAGUGUUUUUUUUGGCAAACCUGCAGUUUGGAGCCGAGUUUCGGUUGUCGUCAAUUUCGAAAGCGACGUGCCAGAGAUGUUAUGAGCGGUCUCAGACCUCCACGACCAUUUCAGGAAGCAAAUGGUCUUGUGUACAGUUGAGUUUUGUUAGGACUUAGAUUGUGAAAGCUCGGUGGAGAUGCUGAUCUCUUGGUAAAAGAGUCUUUGAUGCCCCGGAGGUUUCUGUAAUGUUAUACUCUUCAUACUCGUUGCUUAUUUGGCCUAACCAGCCACAUUGAGUCAAAUGUUUAAAGGUUGUGGUUCCUUUUCAUGGAUGUUUAAUUAUUAUUGUGUAAUUUUCUGGUUUUUUAGGUAAUAAAAGUAUAUGAAAGUUCUAAUUCCAUAACACUAGAUAUCCAUUAUGAAACCAGCACAGCUGUCUGAACUUCAUCAGUCGAUGUGUUGAAGUGAUUGACAGGUGGGAGAACACGUAUUUGGCUCCUGAAGUCACUGAAGUAGUGGUGGUGUUGUUCUUUAUUUCCUUUCUGGAUAUUUAGUUUGGAAUUAAACUUGUAUGUUGCACCUAGUUUUACACGCUUUCUAAAUGUUUUUGCUCAUUUUCAUGUAACAAGCAAACUUAUAAAAAUAAUAAAAUAUUUUAAAACAAA
Molecule: messenger RNA, 4890 nt
Organism: Gasterosteus aculeatus aculeatus (three-spined stickleback)
Lineage: Eukaryota; Metazoa; Chordata; Actinopteri; Perciformes; Gasterosteidae
Source: RefSeq, a predicted model, not a curated record